Symbiodinium necroappetens is the source of this 1826-nucleotide messenger RNA. The record is from the annotation of a GenBank genome assembly. NCBI's taxonomy places the organism in Eukaryota, Dinophyceae, Suessiales, Symbiodiniaceae.
GUCAGCCGGUGCUGUGCCCAGCGCGCCACUACUGCCCCGAAGGCAGCGCCGAGCCUUUGCUUUGUCCGCCUGGGCAUGUCUGCAAUGGCCAGGACCUGGAGGCCUUGGUAAACGGAACCUGGGGAGACCUGGUGCCCCUGGCGGCAGGGGGCUACCACACGGUGGUUGUCUCCAACCCAGGCCAAGUCUGGGCAGCAGGCUAUAACGACUACGGCCAGCUGGGCACCGGUGGCACUGUCAAGCAACAUGCCUUUGUGCAGGUUGCAUUUGGUGGCAAGAAGAUCGUGGCCGUGGCUGCUGGAGGACUCCACACAGCGGCGAUCACGGACUCUGGAGAGCUGUGGACCUGGGGCAGCAAUGGUCAUGGCCGGCUUGGCACUGGGGACACCACGAAUCGCCAUGCUCCAGUGAAGGUGAGCGUGAACGGCCAGAAGAUCGUGGCCGUGGCUGCUGGAGGAUUCCACACAGCGGCGCUCACGGACUCUGGCGAGCUGUGGACCUGGGGCUGGAAUGGUUAUGGCCAGCUUGGCGUUGGGGACACCACGGAUCGCCAUGCUCCAGUGAAGGUGAGCGUGAACGGCCAGAAGAUCGUGGCCGUGGCUACUGGAGGAUCCCACACCGCUGCGAUCACGGACUCUGGCGAGCUGUGGACCUGGGGCUACAAUGGUCAUGGCCGGCUUGGCAUUGGGGACACCAUGAAUCGCCAUGCUCCAGUGAAGGUGAGCGUGAACGGCCAGAAGAUCGUGGCCGUGGCUGCUGGAAUUUGGCACACCGCUGCCAUCACGGACUCUGGCGAGCUGUGGACCUGGGGCAGCAAUGGUGAUGGCCGGCUUGGAAUUGGAGACACCACGAAUCGCCAUGCUCCAGUGAAGGUGAGCGUGAACGGCCAGAAGAUCGUUGCCGUGGCUGCUGGAGGAUUCCACACAGCGGCGCUCACGGCGGCAUUGUCGGUCAAGAUCGGCGAGAUGCGUGAGCCUCUGUGCUGGUCUCUCGACGGCCGAGAGUCAAGUGUGCUUAGCGAGGCCUUCCUGACUGCAACGUGGGGUUCUAACAUUCCGCAGCUCCGUCGGUGCAGUGCGUUGCGUGGCCAGAUUGCCACUUUCCAGCAGGAGUGCCGCGUGCAGGUGGGCGCUUGGGAGGCAACACCUUGCCCAGCGGGCUAUUUCUGCGCAGCGGAGCGGGUCGCACCCUGCUCAGCUGGUUUGUUGGAAGAUGGAGGUCCCGAUGCCGAAGCCGUAUCUGCUGGCGACCCUCACGGUAGCGUGCAGCCGGGUGGCAGCAUGGAGUCUCGCGAAGAGGCGCAGCAGCUGCAGCAAGCAGCUGUGGAGACCUCAAUACAGAACCUUGAGGUGAAAGCGCAGAUUUGGGCAUCGCAAGACUACAAGAAGUUGGAGGAUCAGCUGCAGCAAGCAGCAGCAAAGCAGCAAGACAUGGACAAGACUCUACAAGAGUUUGCAUCCCGCAUCGCGAAAGUGGAGCAGCAGUGGCAUCAAGCAGCAGUGGAUGAAAAAGUGCCCCAGCAGCAUCUGCGAGCCUGCUUCCAAAGCCUUGAGGCGACAGUGCAGACUUUGAAGUCUGCUGACGAUGCGCAGGAGCAGCUGCGGCAAGCAUCGACCGACAAUGCGUCCCAGCCAAUCGAAGGCCUCCGACGGGGAGAGCGCGAGCGAGCAAACGAGAGCGCGGGUGGUGGGGACACUGCCGUGGACUUCCGUGGUACAGAAGCUCUCGGCAUUUGGCGUGGAUUAACGAUCGUCUCAGCCUUGAUCGUCUCAGCCUUGGCUGCAGGCUCUUUUCUUUAUGGCAUCCGCAUGCGUGGGAAUAGCCAG